This is a messenger RNA of Marmota flaviventris (yellow-bellied marmot), 2434 nucleotides long. It is a transcript of the gene Zbtb7a, whose product is annotated as zinc finger and BTB domain containing 7A. NCBI's taxonomy places the organism in Eukaryota, Metazoa, Chordata, Mammalia, Rodentia, Sciuridae. The record is from RefSeq and is a predicted model, not a curated record. Gene Ontology annotation, biological process: regulation of transcription by RNA polymerase II. Gene Ontology annotation, molecular function: protein binding; DNA-binding transcription factor activity, RNA polymerase II-specific; RNA polymerase II cis-regulatory region sequence-specific DNA binding.
CGCCCAGUCCCGACUCCGGGCCCCGGCCCCGCGCGCCCCGGCCCGGCCCCGGCCCGGCCCCGCGAGGUCUCACGCGGAAGAUGGCCGGCGGCGUGGACGGCCCCAUCGGGAUCCCGUUCCCCGACCACAGCAGUGACAUCCUGAGCGGGCUGAAUGAGCAGCGCACGCAGGGCCUGCUGUGCGACGUGGUCAUCCUGGUGGAGGGCCGCGAGUUCCCCACGCACCGCUCCGUGCUGGCCGCCUGCAGCCAGUACUUCAAGAAGCUGUUCACGUCGGGCGCGGUCGUGGACCAGCAGAACGUGUACGAGAUCGACUUCGUCAGCGCCGAGGCGCUCACCGCGCUCAUGGACUUCGCCUACACGGCCACGCUCACGGUCAGCACGGCCAACGUGGGCGACAUCCUCAGCGCCGCCCGCCUGCUGGAGAUCCCCGCCGUGAGCCACGUGUGCGCCGACCUCCUGGACCGGCAGAUCCUGGCGGCGGAUGCGGGCGCCGAUGCGGGCCAGCUGGAGCUGGUGGACCAGGUGGGCCAGCGCAACCUGCUGCGGGCCAAGGAGUACCUGGAGUUCUUCCAGAGCAACCCCAUGAACAGCCUGCCCCCUGCCGCCGCCGCCGCCUUCCCCUGGCCGGCCUUCGGGGCCUCCGAGGAUGACCUGGAUGCCACCAAGGAGGCCGUGGCCGCUGCCGUGGCCGCCGUGGCCGCCGGUGACUGCAACGGCCUGGACUUCUACGGACCAGGGCCCCCGGCCGAGCGGCCCCCGGCCGGAGACGGGGACGAGGGCGACAGCAACCCGGGCCUGUGGCCAGAGCGGGAUGAGGACGCCCCCACCGGGGGUCUCUUUCCUCCACCGGCGGCGCCCCCGGCCACCACGCAGAACGGCCACUACAGCCGGGGUGGGGAGGAGGAGGCGGCCUCGCUGUCGGAGGCCGCCCCCGAGCCGGGCGACUCUCCGGGCUUCCUGUCGGGCGCAGCCGAGGGCGAGGACGGGGACGCGCCUGACGUGGACGGGCUGGCGGCCAGCACGCUGCUGCAGCAGAUGAUGUCCUCGGUGGGCCGGACCGGGGACAGCGACGAGGAGUCGCGGGCGGACGACAAGGGCGUCAUGGACUACUACCUGAAGUACUUCAGCAGCGCCCACGAGGGGGACGUCUACCCCGCCUGGUCUCAGAAGGGGGAGAAGAAGAUCCGCGCCAAGGCCUUCCAGAAGUGCCCCAUCUGCGAGAAGGUCAUCCAGGGCGCCGGCAAGCUGCCGCGGCACAUCCGCACCCACACGGGCGAGAAGCCCUACGAGUGCAGCAUCUGCAAGGUCCGCUUCACCAGGCAGGACAAGCUCAAGGUGCACAUGCGGAAGCACACGGGGGAGAAGCCCUACCUGUGCCAGCAGUGCGGCGCCGCCUUCGCGCACAACUACGACCUCAAGAACCACAUGCGCGUGCACACGGGGCUGCGGCCCUACCAGUGCGACAGCUGCUGCAAGACCUUCGUGCGCUCCGACCACCUGCACAGGCACCUCAAGAAGGACGGCUGCAACGGCGUCCCCUCGCGCCGAGGCCGCAAGCCCCGCGUGCGGGGCGGCCCCGAGCCCCCGGCCCCUGGGCCCGCCGCGCCCCCCGGCGCCCCCGCUGCGCCCGGCUCCCCCGACGCCCGGCGCAACGGCCAGGAGAAGCACUUUAAGGACCAGGACGAGGACGAGGACGAGGCCAGCCCCGACAGCUCGGGCCGGUUGAAUGUAGCGGGCGCUGGCGGUGGAGACGACAGCGGAGGCGGCCCCGGGGCCACCACCGACGGUAACUUCACAGCUGGACUCGCCUAAAACCAAAAAAGAGAACGAACCGCCGACCCCGACCCCCACGCAGACCCCCUCCAGACACGCGGGCCGCCCGCCGGCCAGCUUCGCCUCCCUCUGCCCCCACCCGCCGGCCGCGGGGCGCCCACCUGCCCACGGCGGGGGGCGGCCGGCUCUGGCCAGGCGGGCGGCGAGCUGGGGCCGGGCCAGCUGUCCUCUGCCCCCCGCGCGGGGUUCUAGCGUCUUUCAGACGAGACCUUAAAUGAUUUCUGUCUGCUCUGAGCGGACGUUAAAUGGCCCGUCCCCUCCCCACCCUCCUUCCUCAGGGCACUUACCAAGGGGGGGACUCCCCCUCGCUGUCCCCAGCGCCCCCGCCUCCCACCCCGCCUGUGGCCUCGCAGCUCCGCACGUCCUGGCCUCGAGACUCGGAUCUAUUUAUUUCCAGGCCUGGGGCGGGGGUGCCUGGAGCUCCCGGCCUCUGCCACCUUCCUUUAGGCUCAGAGCCGGUGGCCCGGGGUCCACCCCUCGGGGACGCCCCAGGCCCCCAGAACCCCAUGUUUGGAGAUUCAAAACUUGUCUCGACCCUCCCCCCCCCCCCCCCGCCCCCGCCCUUCUCCCAAGUUUUUAAAGCACUUUUUAGAUUUUCU